Molecule: messenger RNA, 777 nt
Organism: Monoraphidium neglectum
Lineage: Eukaryota; Viridiplantae; Chlorophyta; Chlorophyceae; Sphaeropleales; Selenastraceae
Product: VPS34-like PI-3-kinase
Exons: 4
Coding region: 1-777 (258 amino acids)
Source: RefSeq, a predicted model, not a curated record
AUGGCGGGUGCGGCGGGGGCCAGGCGCAGGGCCGAGUUCAACUUCUACCUCAGCUGCGACAUCAACCUGCAGGUCCAGCUGCGCGUGAGCGGCCUCUACGGCCUCCUGCCCGCCUUCCGAGCGCCCGCCGCCUCCGUUUGCACCAGCGGCGGCCCCGGCCUUGCCGGCCCGGCGGGCCCAGGGCCGUCGGCGGCGGCCGCGGCGUUUAUUGUCGCGCGGCUCGUGGCGGGCGCGGAGGAGCUGGGGAUCGAAACGAAGACCACAUACGCCGAGGCUUCCCUCGCCGGCUGCAGCUGGGACGAGCAUCUCACGCUGUGCCUGAAGUACCGCGACCUGCCUUGCGAUGCCCAUCUGGUGCUGGGCGUCUGGCAGGUGGCUGAAGGGCGGGGCGCCGCCUUGGUGGGGUCUGCGGCGCUGCCCCUGUUCAGCAAGAAGGGCCGCCUCAAAACGGGCCCGCAGCAGCUGAAGGUGCAUGAGGGCGCAGACGUCCUGCUGGGCGCCAGCGGCGGCGGGGGCGGCGGCAGCGGCGCUGCCAGCAGCAGCGGCGGCGGCGCGCUCCCCGCGUCAGAACCCGGCCCAGCCGGGCGCCGCGGCGCGCCUUUGCUGCUGCCCGCGGCCCUGCUGGCCGGCAAGCCUCGGCUGGGGGCGCGGGGGGAGGUGGCGCAGCUGUCCCACCUGGCGGCGCUAUACGCGCGCGGGGACAUACAGCGGUGCGGCUGGCUGGACGCGCUGACGUCACAGGUGCGCCGCGAGGCGGAAGCCACCGGCUUUCAAUAG